AUGGUGGACGAAACAAGCACACAAGCGAGUUCCUCUUUGCCGCAAGGCAAGGAGGCUCGUAUUGUUAAUUCAGAAGACAAGGUUGCCAAAAAAAAGCGAUAUUACACGGAGAGGGAUGCGAGCAAGAUUUAUUUGUUCGAUCAGCAUGUGAGAUGGCGAGAGUUGAUGAACAAGUUGGCGCUUAAAUCUGACAAGGAGCUAGCAGCAGUAUUGCUAGACAAUUACAUGUCUCGCAAAAAUCAGCAUUUAGGUAAAUGACUCAACUAGCAAUAUGAUUUAAUGUUAGUAUAUGUUUCAAAAGUGCUGCGGGUUUGAUUUUUAUGUUGUAUUGGUUGAUAUUCAUACAUUUGUCUUCUUAAAAACAGUGAAGUUGAAACUCAAACAGAAGGUGAGCUGGGAGAGUUGCCAAACAGUGAAGAGCCUCAACAGGUCUCCACAACGACGCCAACACAUAUUCAUUCGCCAGGUGAGUUACAGAUUAAACAGGAAUAAAAAUAAUAAAAUGCAACAACAUGUAACUCUACAGACUUUCAUUUUUUCCCGUUUAAAUAAAGCUGUGAGUUUGAUUCGGAAUUUGGAAAGAGCUGCACACGGUUUCUCGACACCUAAGCGCCGUCGUUUGUCGAUAGACAAUGUUCUCCUCCCUUCACCAGCAAUGUAAGUUCUUAAAUGAAACAAUUUUAAUUUCUUAUUAUGUAUUCAAUAUUAUAUUUAAUAUUGCAACUAUUAAAAGUGUAUAUUGAAAGAAGUACCAAGAAGACUUAUUGAUGUAAAUGUUAGAGUUGUUUAUAAUUUUCUUGUUUCCUGUAACCUUUCUUACAGGCAUCACAGGAAGCUAAGAAAAUGGUUUAUUAUAACUCAGGGAGUCAUAGUGCCCAAUAGUUAUAAUAAAUCAGCACCUUGGUCUCUGUGA
Molecule: messenger RNA, 913 nt
Organism: Paramuricea clavata
Lineage: Eukaryota; Metazoa; Cnidaria; Anthozoa; Malacalcyonacea; Plexauridae
Source: the annotation of a GenBank genome assembly